Molecule: messenger RNA, 2550 nt
Organism: Castor canadensis (American beaver)
Lineage: Eukaryota; Metazoa; Chordata; Mammalia; Rodentia; Castoridae
Gene: Prss36
Product: serine protease 36
Biological process (GO): proteolysis
Molecular function (GO): serine-type endopeptidase activity
Source: RefSeq, a predicted model, not a curated record
AUGUACCAACAUUUGUUCCUCCUGGUAGUCAUAGCCAUCAGUCCCAUCCCAGGAGCCUUCCAGGACUCAGAUCUCAGUCCUACCCAAGAAGAACCUGAAGAUCUAGACUGUGGCCGCCCUGAGCCCUCGGCCCGCAUCGUGGGGGGCUCAAAUGCGCAGCCAGGAGCCUGGCCAUGGCAGGUGAGCCUGCAUCAGGGAGCGGGCCACAUCUGCGGGGGCUCCCUCAUCGCCCCCUCCUGGGUCCUCUCCGCUGCCCACUGCUUCGUGACGAACGGGAGCCUGGAGCCCGCAGACCAGUGGUCGGUACUGCUGGGCGUGCAUUCCCAGGACGGGCCCCUGGACGGUGCGCACGUCCGUGCUGUGGCUGCCAUCCUAGUGCCACACAACUACACCAGAGUGGAACUGGGCGCCGAUCUGGCCCUGCUGCGCCUGGCCAAGCCCGCCAGGCUGGGCCCCGCCGUGCGGCCAGUCUGCCUGCCCCGCGCCUCGCACCGCUUCGCUCACGGCACCGCCUGCUGGGCCACCGGCUGGGGGGACGUUCAGGAGGAGGACCCUCUGCCUCUCCCCUGGGUGCUACAGGAAGUGGAGCUAAGGCUGCUGGGAGAGGCUGCCUGUCAGUGUCUCUAUAGCCGGCCUGGCCCCUUCAAUCUCACUUUCAAGCUGUUGCCAGGGAUGCUGUGUGCUGGCUACCCAGAGGGACGCAGGGACACCUGCCAGGGUGACUCUGGGGGACCCCUGGUGUGUGAGGAAGGAGGCCGCUGGUUCCAGGCAGGAAUCACCAGCUUUGGCUUUGGCUGUGGAAGGAGGAACCGCCCUGGAGUCUUCACUGCUGUGGCUCAUUAUGAGGCCUGGAUAAAGGAAGAGGUGUCCAGCUUAGAGCCUGGGCCUGCCUUUCCCAAACAGCCCCAGGAGCCCCAAUCAGGCCCCAGAGAACCCAAGGAGAACUGUACCAUUGCCCUGCCAGAGUGCGGAAAGGCUCCGCAGCCAGGGGCCUGGCCCUGGGAGGCCCGGGUGAUUGUGCCAGGAUCCAGACCCUGCCAUGGGGCACUGGUGUCCGAAAACUGGGUCUUGGCACCUGCCAGUUGUUUCCUGGACCCACCACCCCGCGACCUGGAUGCCUGGCGGGUGCUGCUGCCCUCGCGCCUGCGCGCGGAGCGGGUGGCGCGCCUCGUGCCGCACGAGAACGCUUCGUGGGAUGACACCUCGGACCUGGCGCUGCUGCAGCUGCGCGCGCCCGUGAACUUGAGCGCGGCCCCGCGAGCCGUGUGCCUACCCCACCUAGAACACUACUUUUUACCCGGGAGCCGCUGCCACCUGGCUCGCUGGGGCCGUGGGGAACCAGCGCCCGGCCCCAGCACGCAGCUAGAGGCCCAGCUGUUGAGCGGCUGGUGGUGUCAUUGCCUGUAUGGCCGUCAGGGGGCGACAGUGCCCCUGCCGGGGGACCCGCCGCAUGCACUCUGCCCCGCCUACCACGAGGAGGAGGAGGCAGGUCGCUGCUGGAAUGACUCGAGUUGGAGCCUUCUAUGCCGGGAGGAGGGGACCUGGUUCCUGGCUGGAAUCAGAGAUUCCUUCAGUGGUUGUCUCCGUCCCCGAGCCUUCUCCCCACUGCAGACUCAUGGCCCAUGGAUCAGCCAUGUGACCCGGGGAGCCUACCUGGAGGAUCAGCUAGCCUGGGACUGGGGUCCUGAGGGAGAGGAGACUGAGACACGGACUUGUCCCCCACACACAGAGCAUGGUGCUUGUGGCCUGCGACCAGAGGCUGCUCCAAUGGGAGUGCUGUGGCCCUGGCUGGCAGAGGUGCAUGUGUCUGGGAAUGAAGUCUGCAUUGGGAUCCUCAUAGCCCCAGGCUGGGUCCUGGCAGCCACUCACUGUGUCCUCAGGCUUGGCUCUACAGCAGUGCCUUACAUUGAAGUGUAUCUGGGCCGGGCAGGGGCCAGCUCCCUCCCACAGGGUCACCAGGUAUCCCGGUUGGUCAUCAGCAUCCGCCUGCCCCAGCACUUGGGACUUGGGCCCACUCUGGCCCUCCUUGAGCUGAGCUCCCGGGUAGAGCCCUCCCCAUCAACCCUGCCCAUCUGCCUUCACCCUGGUGGUGUACCCCCAGGGGCCAGCUGCUGGGUACUGGGCUGGAAAGGCCCCCAGGAUCGAGUCCCUGUGGCUGCUACUGUCUCCAUCUUGACACCACGACUCUGUCACUGCCUUUAUCAGGGCAUUCUGCCCCCUGGGACCCUCUGUGUCCUCUAUGCCCAGGGACAGGAGGACAGAUGUGAGAUGACCUCAGCACCUCCACUCCUGUGCCAGACUGAGGGAGGCUCCUGGGUCCUCAUGGGCAUGGCUGUCCGAGGAAGCCGGGAGCUCUUUGCUGCCAUUGGCCCUGAAGAGACCUGGAUCUCCCAAACAGUGGAGGAGGCCUACUUCCUACCGCCUAGUGGCUCUCCCUACUGGUCUCCUGAUGGCAGUGACCUCUGCCCCCCAGACAUGGCUGGAGCCUCAGGAUCCCCUCGGGUUGCCACUUUGUUCCUGUUGUUACUGACUCCCCUAAUCCAGGGCUGA